Coprinopsis cinerea okayama7#130 is the source of this 2238-nucleotide messenger RNA. RefSeq lists its product as hypothetical. Gene Ontology annotation, molecular function: RNA binding. The record is from RefSeq and is a predicted model, not a curated record. Bases 1 to 2238 code for a protein of 745 amino acids. The transcript is spliced from 10 exons. Gene Ontology annotation, biological process: mRNA splicing, via spliceosome. NCBI's taxonomy places the organism in Eukaryota, Fungi, Basidiomycota, Agaricomycetes, Agaricales, Psathyrellaceae. Gene Ontology annotation, cellular component: nucleus.
AUGAAGGCCAGUCAUGGCAUGGAGGCGGGGGAGGCGGCGAUCGACACCAUGUUAGGCACAGAGACCCAGACGAUUACACCGUCGAUACCAAGCGACGAAAAUACAACAAUGGCGUACGUAGUACUCUUGGAAAUGGAUGCAAACCUUUGCAAGGACCCAGGUGUGCUUAUGAGUGAGGUGGUACAGGGUUACCAACAGGGCUACGACUACGACGCUCAAGCAUACGAUGACGGGUAUGGUGGUUAUGGCCAGGGCCGACAUGGCUCAGACUACGGGAACCAUCAUCACCACCACAACCACCAGCAACAUCAUCGUCAACAACACCACCGUGACCAGGACUAUGGCUACGACGAAAGGCCUCGCGGAGGCGGCGGUGGAGGGGGAGGUCACCCCAAGAAACGCCUGCUGCCUUCGGAGCCUAGCCCGCAUGUCAUUUUCCUUGGUUUGGACCCAGACUUCACAGAGGCCGAUGUCUGUGUCUCGAAAGGAUUUGGCUUCGCGCAAUUUGCAAGCACGGAACAUGCGAAGGCAUUUGUGGACCCGCAGUUCCCGUUCAUUCAGAUGCCACCGCCGGCUUCCCAUGGAGCAAGUGCAACCCAGGAGUUUUACAAAGCUUUGGAGACCGGGGCGCCACAUACAGGAAGGAGGGUGAAGAUUGAUUAUUCGCAGAGUGCAUCACCUGGGGAGAAGGCAAGGCAGAGGGCGAAUAUGAACGAUGGCACGAGGGAUAUCGGGAACAGUCCUGGUCCUGUGUUAUUGUUCAGAGGACUCGAUCCACUUUCGGGCCCUCAAGCCAUUCACCAGGCCAUGCUCUACUCUGCAGGCCCUGGGAAGCAGGGCGCGAAAGGCAUGCGAAGAAUUAUCCUCGUCAAGGACAAAGUCACAAUGGCUAGCUUUGGUUUCGCUUUUGUGGAGUUUGUCGACGUUGAGUCUGCUUCGACUGUUCUAGCCAAUUCGAUGUCGGCCCAGCUGCAUCCCAACGGUUUUAGGAUAUCGGAUAAGCCAGUUGCUGCCUCAUUCGCCCAUUCGUAUUCGUUCCAACCUGUGACGGACUUCUUGCAGCGGGAUGAAGCAUGUUUGCAGAGCACAAUGAGCCUUGGCGGAGUUGAGGGCCAGUGGGUUCGAUAUUGGGAUGAAACGUCAACCGUUGCCGUGUUGGAGUUCAAGGUGGAAGAGCCUGCUAAAGCUUCGGCCCCGAGCAAGGAGAAAAAGGAAAAGAGGAAGAAAGACGAUUCGAAGGCGAACGCUAUACCAACGGCUUCGAUUCUCCCUCUGACGGAUAAGCCCGUGACUCUCAGUCUGAACAAGGGUCCGGUCAAGAUCGGUCUCGGUGCCAAUCCAGCUAAAUCGUUGACGUCUGGUGUUUCACUGGAUGAUUCCACCAUCGAAGAUGAAACGCCGACAGAGCCUAACAAACCUAUGCCGGUUAAGCGCGUUGCUCCUUUGAUUUCGAGCAAGAAGACUGUCAACAACAUCAAUAAGUGGAAUCAAGUCCAAGAAGAACUACACACUGAUCCUGACGCGACACCGGCCCAAGCCCAAGCGAAAGCCAAGUCGGUCGAGAAGGAUCCUGUUGCUAUCGUUUCUGGUGCAAAUUCCACGCGAGCUAAAUCCAUUGAAUCAUCGCCGGUCCCAGCAGAAGACGAGCUGGAAUUUGCGGAUGUCAAGGCUUUGACAUGUCUACUAUGCUCCAGGCAGUUGAAGUCGCUCGACCUUUUGAAGAAACAUAGUCUGGCCUCCGAUUUACAUAAGAAAAACCUGAAAGAUGAAAACUUGAAAGAAGUCGCUCGACAGAAGGUCGCGAGUCGGAGGGCAGCCUCUGCUCCGGCCAAGGAGGAGCCACCCAAGUACCGUGACCGAGCUUCGGAGCGGAGGACACUGUUCAACCAACCUGAAGCUCCUCUUCCUGAGCAUAUCGCCAGCAACGGGAGUGUCGUGGGCAAGAAGCGGUAUGCCGAAGGUCCUCCUAGACCUCCCACCCCACCUCCCCCACCUCUUAAUCCGGGCCAAGAUGAGAGUAAUGUGGGCAACAAGUUGUUGAAGAUGAUGGGCUGGAAGGAAGGGACUGGAUUGGGCGCGGAGGGAGAAGGAAGGACUGAUCCAAUUGAGACGGCGAUAUAUGCACAGGGCGUGGGCCUUGGUGCUAGCAAGGGGAAGGACAUCAGUAGCCUUUCAGGUGGAUACUCUGGAUAUGUGCAGAUGGCGCAGGAAGCGGCUCGUGAACGAUAUGGAAGCUGA